AUGUCAGUGUUGGUAUCGGCAAAAAAUAGUUCACGGAGUAAUUGGUCAGAUAUUAAUUGUGACGAAUUUGAUGAAAUUUAUAACAUUCAGAAUAACUUUUUAUGGCAGCAUCGUGGCGAGAGCUAUGUUUUGUUGUUGUACGGCCUGGUAUGCGUUUUUGGAACAUUAGCUAAUUUAAUUGUUCUCAUUGCAUUCUUACGAACUUCGCAUAUACGUAAUUUACGCAACUACUUUAUUGCAAAUUUGGCUGUGUCAGAUCUUUUACUAUGUGUUAUCACCGCACCUGUCACACUUUAUCUUACAAGAAAUCUGUUUUGGCCAUUUGGCAAUUUUGCUUGUCAAACGUUAGCUUCGGUGCAAGCUGUAAAUAUGUUUGUAUCGUGCAUGACACUUGUGCUAAUUGCUAUGGAUCGAGUUUUAUUAACUUUGUGUCCUAUUAAAUGGCAAGUAUCAAUUCUCAUUGACAUGACACGUAUUUAUGCUUUAGAACGGCUUUUAAAGAAGUUUGCUGCAACAGCUCCAAUCAUAUGUUACUGUAUCGUUUGGCUGACAUCACUUGUGAUUGCAGCACCUUACUUUUUUGCUGUUGCUGCUGAAGAUGUGAUGCUUGAACCGUGGAAUCAACCCUACAUCGAUGUUAUGCUUCAUAUAUGUGGACGUAAGCGACCGCAGACAUGUAUCGAAAAGGCUUGGCAUCGAUUGCCUUUCUCAAGGCGUACAUACACACUUUCAGUACUGGCCAUACAAUAUUUGCUUCCAGUUACAGCUUUAGCAUUUAGCUACUCACAAAUUGGUUCCGCCAUCCGUAAACGUGUGAAAGCGAGCACAGCGAUUGAUCAGCAGCGUCGACAAGUUAUGAUUCAGAGAAAUAGAAAAGCUUUACUAUUGCUGAUACUAUUAGUAUUGAUUUAUGCAGUAGCAUGGUUUCCAAUGAAUGCUUAUAAUGUCCUCAAUGUCCUCGAAGUAAUCGAAUUCUCUCAAUACAGCAGGACGUUUUACCAGCAGCCGCCGCCUUAA
Acanthocheilonema viteae is the source of this 1017-nucleotide messenger RNA. NCBI's taxonomy places the organism in Eukaryota, Metazoa, Nematoda, Chromadorea, Rhabditida, Onchocercidae. The record is from the annotation of a GenBank genome assembly.